AGAAGGAGAAAUCUAUAAAAAAAAAAAAAGAAAGUGAAAUGUAAAGGAAACGUUUAUUGAAAUCAAGCUUUACUCACUCUUAACCAUACCAGUUACCAAUGAAAAUCAAAAACGCGUUUCACAUUUAACGGAGAACAAUUUUUUCAUCAUUAAAAUUAAUAAAUAAAAAAUUAAAAAUUGAAAGCUCUCCUCGCUCCAACAAAGAAAAAAAAAAAAGAAACAAUUAUCAUUAUGAGAGAAGAUGAUAUUGAAUUUGCGAUUAAAGUGGUCAUUGUGGGCAAUGGCGGCGUGGGUAAAUCAUCGAUGAUACAACGUUAUUGUAAAGGCAUUUUCACCAAAGAUUAUAAAAAGACAAUUGGUGUCGAUUUUUUGGAACGACAAAUUGAAAUUGAUGGCGAAGAUGUACGCAUUAUGCUAUGGGAUACGGCCGGUCAAGAGGAAUUUGACGCGAUAACCAAAGCUUAUUAUCGUGGAGCGCAAGCUUGCGUUUUAACAUUUUCAACAACAGAUCGUGCCUCAUUCGAGGCCAUAAGCGAUUGGAAACGUAAAGUUGAGAAUGAAUGUCAAGAUAUACCCACAGUAAUAGUGCAAAAUAAAAUCGAUUUAGUCGAUCAGGCAAUUGUAACGGCCGAUGAAGUUGAAACACUUACAAAGCAACUUAAUUGUAAAUUGAUACGCACAUCGGUUAAGGAAGAUGUUAAUGUCGCAUCAGUUUUUCGUUAUUUAGCUACGAAAUGUCAUCAAUUAAGUCAAGCAUCCUAUAAUGAGCACAUGAGCAGCAAUAACAUUCAUGAUCCAUCGUCGGGUUUAAGCAAUGGCGUGCAUUCAUCAUCACACGAUAGUCACACCAAAACCAUUAGUGCAUUCAGUCCUACUUAUACAAAAUCUAAAUCAACCAAUAACAGUACUAUUGUUUUAAAAAAAAAUUCAGCACGCAAGCGUAAAAUUAUUUUGAAAAAAUGUGGCAUCGUAUAGACAAUCACAUAUUUAUAGUUACAGCAAAUACGGGCUCCAAAAACUUCAAUUACGUUUUCAAUUAAUUGAUUAUUCCUUUAUACAUUAUAAUCAUUAGCAGUUUCUUUUUUCUUUCUUUUUUUUUUGCAAAAUUAUUGGAGCAUAUCUUCAAAUAGUCCAAUUUUUUU
Messenger RNA from Glossina fuscipes, 1142 nucleotides. It is a transcript of the gene Rab23, whose product is annotated as ras-related protein Rab-23. Lineage: Eukaryota; Metazoa; Arthropoda; Insecta; Diptera; Glossinidae. Gene Ontology annotation, molecular function: GTPase activity; GTP binding. The coding region runs from base 232 to 975 and encodes 247 amino acids. The record is from RefSeq and is a predicted model, not a curated record. The transcript has a single exon.